Messenger RNA from Haliotis rufescens (red abalone), 1268 nucleotides. Its product is annotated as COMM domain-containing protein 8-like. NCBI's taxonomy places the organism in Eukaryota, Metazoa, Mollusca, Gastropoda, Lepetellida, Haliotidae. The record is from RefSeq and is a predicted model, not a curated record. Bases 46 to 624 code for a protein of 192 amino acids. The transcript has 5 exons.
GGCUAAAGGCGUUGGAUUCGACCAAUUGAAAACGAUUUGACAUUGAUGCACGCACCUGAUAACAUGGCUGACACGAUACAAGGGGAUGUCGUCACAUUGUUGACAAAAUGUUCAAUUGGUGAACUAAAUGCUUUAUGUCACACAGUAGUUGCUAAUAUCAGCAGUCGACAGCCCCUGGAUUACAACACCUAUUCCAAGCUAUGGAGUUUGGAAGAAUGGUGGAAUGUCACCGAAAGUAUCCACUCACUGCUAAAACUGAGUAUUAAGAAUUCAUGGACUAAAGAUGAGAUUUUUGGAAAGCUUGGCUCGUUGCCAGAUGACUACAAGCAAACUGUUAUGGAAGUGGUUAGUGUGCGUAGAGAGGACCUCCGGAAAAGUCUGCUUGCCUCAACAGCUGCCAUCUCACAGAAUGUACUGGCAGACUUUGACUGGCAAAUGAAGUUGGUGAUGUCGAGUGACAAGCUAUCCUCUCUCCACACUCCACUCCUCAACCUCGACCUACAGGUGGCGGACUGCAAUAAUCACAACAGAGUUGUCUCCCUUGAACUAGACCGAACUGACCUCAAGAAACUGAUCGCAUCAUUGGAGGGAGCAGGGAAGGCUGUACAGCACUUAUCCUCCUGAGUUGAGAAGAGCGAGGUCCCGCCAUCAUUCCGGAAGUCUUCCUCAAAUGCACAUGGUCGUCAACUUUAAACGCUGUGGAGACUUGCUCAGUCUCACUUACCUGCCCUCCACAUUGUACAACUUGCCUGGAUCCUUUCUACAGAGUUCACCCAUCUCUAGCCAUGUUAGGUUGUGUUGGGAUCGUGGAAAUGUGCAAUAGUAAACUGACUGUGUGUUACCCUGAGAAUAAGUUUCAAAUCUAUUGUCAAUGCAUAAUUCAAUCAUUGAUCUAUAUAUUCUCAUCUCUAAAGUUGAAUCAAGUAGCCAUCAGUGUCUUGUUGCUUGCAGAAAGAAGUUUUGUUAAGUUGCAAUAUUCUUCAUAAAAAUCAUAUUGCACUUACACAGGAGGUAUGCUGUGUGAUAUGAAAAUGAAUAGUAAAAGAAUAUUAAUAAAGAAUAUAUAUUAACAGUUAUCAACAUGAUCAAGUCAAUGUUAACUUCACCAACUCAGUUUUCGCAAGGGUAGACAAGGCCACGGAGAGGAGUUGUUUUUAAGCAAAAUCUAGUUAUUUUACAUCAGGCUAAAAAAAAUUUUAGUCUUGGUUCUCAGGCACCGUCCGCACCAUCAUAAAGUCAGCCGCACGUUUCUUUUUUAUUUCCAUUUU